Lipotes vexillifer (Yangtze River dolphin) is the source of this 2103-nucleotide messenger RNA. It is a transcript of the gene PPP3CC, whose product is annotated as protein phosphatase 3 catalytic subunit gamma. Gene Ontology annotation, molecular function: calmodulin-dependent protein phosphatase activity. Gene Ontology annotation, biological process: calcineurin-mediated signaling. The coding region runs from base 281 to 1819 and encodes 512 amino acids. The transcript has 13 exons. Lineage: Eukaryota; Metazoa; Chordata; Mammalia; Artiodactyla; Lipotidae. The record is from RefSeq and is a predicted model, not a curated record.
GGCCGCGCGCAGCCGCGGCCGCUGGGGUUGCUUCCCUCAACUGCGGUCGCGGGCGCUCGCGACUCCGCGCCUCAGGAGGGAGCGGCCGGUGGGCCCGCAUCCUGUCCGUGGGGUUCGAGGCUGGGCUGCCGCGGCCGCCUCCUUCUGGUGCCUGGGCCGCCCUGAGGAGCCGGGCCGGGGCACGGCUGACUGACCGGCCCUGGGGAGCCGAGACCGCCGGAGGCGAAGGCGGAGGCGCACGUCUGGCGGUCUCCUGGACCGGGAGGAGGCCGAGGGGACCAUGUCCGGGAGGAACCUCCACCUCUCCACCACCGAACGCGUCAUCAAAGCUGUCCCUUUUCCUCCAACACAGCGGCUUACUUUGAAGGAAGUAUUUGAGAAUGGGAAACCUAAAAUUGAUGUUUUGAAAAACCAUUUGGUGAAGGAAGGGCGACUGGAAGAGGAAGUAGCCUUAAAGAUAAUCAAUGAUGGGGCUGCCAUCCUGAGACAAGAGAAGACUAUGAUAGAAGUAGAUGCUCCAAUCACAGUAUGUGGUGACAUUCAUGGACAGUUUUUUGACCUGAUGAAGUUGUUUGAAGUUGGAGGAUCACCUAGUAAUACACGCUACCUCUUUCUGGGUGACUAUGUGGACAGAGGCUAUUUCAGUAUAGAGUGUGUGCUGUUUUUAUGGAGUUUAAAGAUUAAUCAUCCCAAAACAUUGUUUCUGCUUCGAGGAAAUCAUGAAUGCAGGCAUCUUACAGAAUAUUUCACCUUCAAACAGGAAUGUCGAAUCAAAUAUUCUGAACAGGUGUAUGAUGCGUGUAUGGAAACAUUUGACUGUCUUCCUCUUGCUGCCCUCUUAAACCAGCAGUUUCUGUGUGUACAUGGAGGAAUGUCACCUGAAAUUACUUGUUUAGAUGACAUUCGGAAAUUAGACAGGUUUAAAGAACCUCCAGCCUUUGGGCCAGUGUGUGACCUGCUUUGGUCUGAUCCCUCAGAGGAUUAUGGCAAUGAAAAGACCUUGGAACACUAUACCCACAACACGGUCCGAGGGUGCUCUUAUUUUUACAGUUACCCUGCAGUUUGUGAAUUUUUGCAGAACAAUAAUCUGUUAUCAAUAAUCAGAGCCCAUGAAGCCCAAGAUGCUGGGUAUCGAAUGUACAGGAAGAGCCAAACGACAGGCUUUCCAUCACUCAUUACUAUUUUCUCUGCCCCCAAUUACCUAGAUGUCUAUAACAAUAAAGCUGCUGUGUUAAAAUAUGAAAACAAUGUCAUGAAUAUCAGGCAGUUUAACUGUUCUCCACACCCAUACUGGCUUCCAAACUUUAUGGAUGUUUUCACGUGGUCUUUGCCUUUUGUUGGGGAAAAAGUGACAGAGAUGCUGGUUAACAUUCUCAACAUAUGCUCUGAUGAUGAAUUGAUUUCCGAUGAUGAAAUUGAAGGAGGCACUACAGUUCGAAAGGAGAUCAUCAAGAAUAAAAUCAGAGCCAUUGGGAAGAUGGCACGGGUCUUUUCAAUUCUUCGGGAAGAGAGUGAGAGUGUGCUGACUCUCAAGGGCCUGACUCCUACAGGUACACUCCCUUUGGGUGUACUCUCAGGAGGAAAGCAGACUAUUGAGACAGCCAUCAGAGGGUUUUCGCUUCAGCACAGGAUCCGGAGUUUUGAAGAAGCCCGAGGUCUGGACCGAAUUAAUGAGCGGAUGCCACCCCGCAAAGAUAGCCAGUACUUUGAUGCGCCGGUGAAAUUGGUCCAACCAAACGCUGCGCACAGGAGUGACAAGGGGAGAAGAGCCAGUAAUGACUCAGAGCCCUGCUGUGGCACAGGUGGAUCCAAGACUUAACAAUCAAUUUUAUUUAUUUAUUAUUGGAAAACAAAACAAAAACAACUGAAGCAACUUAAACCUGGAGGUGCAUUCAUAAUACACUCUGCAUUUACUCUGUAAGAAAGGUGACCAUUUUAUAAAUUCUUUUAAUUUAUGUUUAAUAUAUACAUAAAAAGUGAAUGUGUUUUGUUUAUCCUUUUUUUUCCCACCAGAUUUUUAGGAACUGAUCUGAUUGUCUGAUACAUAGUGAAGUCUUGUGCUAUAAAGGGGACCUUCCCCCUAAUAAAAGGGCCUUGGAAACC